Messenger RNA from Ipomoea nil (Japanese morning glory), 638 nucleotides. RefSeq names its product zinc finger HIT domain-containing protein 3. The record is from RefSeq and is a predicted model, not a curated record. Gene Ontology annotation, cellular component: nucleus; pre-snoRNP complex. The transcript has 7 exons. Lineage: Eukaryota; Viridiplantae; Streptophyta; Magnoliopsida; Solanales; Convolvulaceae. Bases 25 to 432 code for a protein of 135 amino acids. Gene Ontology annotation, biological process: maturation of LSU-rRNA from tricistronic rRNA transcript (SSU-rRNA, 5.8S rRNA, LSU-rRNA); box C/D snoRNP assembly; snoRNA localization.
UGCUCGUGAAAUUCAGCAGAGAAGAUGGGGCCGAAGAAGUGUGGAGUUUGCGAAGAAGCUCAGUCUAAGUACAAAUGUCCCAGCUGCGUUAUACCCUAUUGUUCCCUGACAUGCUUCAAGAAGCACAAAGAAAUUCCAUGUGGAAAACCCCAGCCUUCUUCAGAAGAAAAUUUGGCAUCAGCUCCUACUCCUGCACUGCAUGUUGAUAAACCAUUGUACGUUGAUGAGCCAAGCCAGGUGCUGACGCAGUCACAACUCGAGUCUGUAGCUUCAUCCAGUGAAAUAUGCGAGGCACUAAGGAGUGAGGAGCUUCAGAAACUUAUAUGCAAUAUAGAUUCUUCUACGGAUGCCGAGUCUGACCUCGAUAAAGCUAUGCAGAAGGAAGAAUUUCACAUACUUGCCCAGAAGAUCUUAUCUACCAUCAGUCCUUGAGGUUCGGUUUUUGACCAUGUUCUCGAUUGUAUAUUAAUGUGGAAGAAGGAAGCUAUUCCUUAUGCAAGGAGGAAUCUGCCGUGAUCUGUUUGGACUCUUUUUCUUUUUUCUCUUAUGAGAGCUCGUGAGAUUUAGCCAUUGCCCAUUGGUCAUAUCUUCAACAAUUUCAUUGAGUGAAACCACUUUAAUACAUCGAUUCUAUGGCA